CUUAUAUCAGUGGGUUCUCUGUCUUCCAGAGCCCCUCUCUCUCUCUGAAACUUCCUCCCCCUCUCUCUCUAAAGGUUCCUCUCUCUCUCUCCCCUGCCGCCGCCUCGUUAUGUUUCCGGUUGAACCGGACGUAUUGGGAACCGCCAUUGAUCUUUCUCUGUAAAAGAGGGCUUGUCAUUGUGGGGGAGUUUUGGGAUAAACCCAGGAAAAGUCUUUAUUGUCUUCCGUGUCUUCCGUUUCCCUUUGAAUCUCUGGGGCCUUUUGAUCAAUUGUUAAAGACCCAUUUGCGUAGAAAAGAUAUUUAGUGCUGUAGGAGAACUUGAUUAUGGAAGGGGAAACAUCCUGGAUUGACUACCAAUUCGAUGAUAAUAGAACACAAGUGCUUGAUUUGCGAGUGUUUGAUUUGUACCCGGAGCUCAGUGAUGAUGAUAAGAGUGAUAACAAUCUCGUUUCAAUUGAUUCAAUCCUUCCUGAUGAUUUACUUGAACGAAUUCUAGCGUUGCUGCCGAUAGCUAGUAUUUUCAAGGCAGCUGCUGUAAGUAGAAAAUGGUGUGAGAUAGUGCACUCUAGGAGAUUCUUAUGCAAUGCUUCAAGGGUCUUGGUGCCGAAACCUUGGUACUUCAUGUUCACCGGCUCUGAUGAGCCCACUGGUUAUGCUUAUGACCCCAUGGAUCGGAAAUGGUAUAGCUUUCAACUCCCCCUUAUUGAGACAUCCAGCUGGUUUAUUGCUUCAUCAUAUGGUUUAGUUUGCUUCAUGGACAAUGACAGCAGGAGUGAGCUAUAUGUUUGCAACCUAAUUACCAAAGACCACAGGAAACUUGUGGAGCCUCCAGGCCAAAAAUUCUCUGAUUAUAGUGCUCUUGCAAUAUCGGUGGACAGUCUAUCACACAGCUACACUGUUGCAGUUGUAAAAUCUAAGCAAAUCCCUAAUAAUUUUGUUCAGUGGAAUCUUUCAAUCCAUUGUUAUUCUUCAGAAACUGGGAUGUGGGUAUCUCCUGUUAUGGAACUGAUGACAGGCUGGAGAGGAGGAGAUGACAGUGUGAUUUGUGAUGGGGUAUUGUACUUCCUGGUUCACUCUACAACUUUGACCGGGAACCAACAUGCUUUGGCCACUUUUAAUCUUUCUAGCAGACCUUCCAAUGGUUUGUCAAUUGAUAGUUUUAUCCCAGUACCUUGCUCCCUCACCUGUGGCAGGCUGAUGAACAUGAAUGGUAAGCUUGUAAUGGUGGGAGGAAUUGGGAAACACGAUCGGCCAGGUAUAAUUAAGGGGAUUGGCAUCUGGGCUCUCAAGGGGAGGGACUGGGAGGAGGUUUCUCGCAUGCCUCACAGGUUUUUUCAAGGAUUUGGUGAAUUUGAUGAUGUUUUUGCAAGCAGUGGCUUUAAUAGUCUUGUAUACAUUCAGAGCUAUGGAGCCCCUGCUCUGCUUGUGUUUGACAUGAACUUGAGACAGUGGAAGUGGUCACAAAAAUGUCCUGUGACAAAGAGAUUCCCCCUUCAGCUUUUUACUGGUUUUUGCUUUGAACCUCGGCUUGAAAUUGCUCCCUAAUUGUGCAUCUUCAAUUUUUAGAAUCUCCCAGUGGUGCUGAUAAAUUUCAGUCCUCGCUGUCCUUGUUUCUUCAAUUGUUUUCACAUCCAAGUUUUGGAUAAACAAGUUCACAAAAAUGGUUUAGUGGUAGAAGUUGUUCAUUCAUAAGAUUAACAAUAUCUCUUUAUAUAUCUGCAUUGGCACUCUUAAUUUCUUCACAGGUUGGGAAUUCUUUCCUUUGGAUGCAGACUUGGAGGCAGGUGCUUGUUUUAACUCAAAACUCCCAUCCCAAAGUUGGGCUUGACUUUAUAUCUCAACUCAAUAAUAUGAAGUUCCAUCUCUUUCUGUCUCAAGUUUGAUAUUGGUUCUAAACCUGAUGAUUGAUUUUCUACGCACUUCAGAGCUAUUUAGGUAUGAGAUAAUAAUCGUUCUGUGGCUAGUUGUCAUGGUUGAUUUUCUUGGAACUUCAAAGAUAUUUAGGUUUGGGAUAGUGACUGUUAGUCGUGUGGUCUUGUUUCUUCAAAAGUGGAUGCUAUGCUAUGUUCUCCUUGUGUAUGAUCCGGGGCAUUACUCUCAAAUGUAGGCGAGGGUUUAUGACUUUAUAAUAAACAGAAUAUUUUAUUAUUUUUCCCUAUAAUUUGAUCUGUUCACUGUGAAAGAUGAUAACAAGUGGUCCAUGGAGCCAUACUCGCCGGAAGGCAGGACCCUCUUACCUUGGUUCGACCAGGUAAUUCCCACUGUCGAUCCUUGGGAAAAUCUGAGCAUUUUGAAGGAAGCUUUAAGAAGAUGAAGACCACACACAUUGAAGGGCCUCAAAUGCAGCUUCUCCUUCAAGAGCCUGACAAAACCGACAGGUAUCUAAAUGAUUUCAAAUAUGUUUGCCUACCAUUGUUGACCUUUAAACAGUCCUGAGGAAUCUGCAGGUGGGGCUUUAAUUUUGGUGAAUUUAAAUCCUUCCAUGCAUCCAUCCUUACUCAUUUCACAGAGCUUCAAAGUUGGUUGGUUGGUUGGUUGAUUGGUUUGUUUUUUAGUCGGGGGGAUCUUCUCUGUGAUAUGCAAAUGGUUCCUGUGUCAGAAGAAGUUAAUACACUUAAAGCCAAUGUAACCCUCCUAAAUGUCCUCUACCAACUCAUCUCCAGGCUAUAUUCUAAUUGAAUCCUUGUAUGUAAUAACAAUGGACAUUGCCAUUUAAGGGGGUUCAUAGAACCAGCCCCUCCAGGACUACUGUAAUGCAUGUAAAAAUACCAUUCACAGAUAUAAUGCAGUUUUGUUCCAGACAGUUAAACCUGUA
Vitis vinifera (wine grape) is the source of this 2816-nucleotide messenger RNA. RefSeq names its product F-box/kelch-repeat protein At3g61590. Lineage: Eukaryota; Viridiplantae; Streptophyta; Magnoliopsida; Vitales; Vitaceae. The record is from RefSeq and is a predicted model, not a curated record. The transcript has 2 exons. Bases 326 to 1546 code for a protein of 406 amino acids. Gene Ontology annotation, molecular function: protein binding.